AUUUCGCGAAACAGUGUGCUGAACGGGCGAGGAGUGUGAGGACGAUCGCAGCUGGUCUCACGCGGUGGUGUUCACGUUCUUCUUCGACGAUCCUCGUUAUUGGAGGUGAAAGUGACGAAUAGAGGUUAGCCAAAACGCGAGGUGUGCAUCCGCGAGUGUGCAUCCAAGUGUGCUGGUGUGUGCGAGUGUCCGGAGCGGAAUAACCUAUCGGGUGACUUGGCAAGGGUGCGAGAGAGGAAGGAUGCGCGUCGCGAGCCCGUCGUCGUCGUCAGUACUGGUGCUGCUGGCAGUGCGAAGGUCGUGAGCGUGGUGCCGCCGGGGUUUUAACAUUGGCCGAAUCGUAAUGCAAUCGAUCUACUGGACCGGUCGGCUGCUGUCGCGAGCGCUCUGGAACAGCAUCGCGAGCUACUCCGCCGGCGGCGCCGAGCAGCAAGCAAACGCGGGCUUCGUCGCGAGCAAGCGCCGCGAGGCCUCCUUCGUCUCCGCUGUAUGCGGCUUCCCGAAGGACUUCAAGCGCGGCCGAAUGCGCAGAGGUCAAUUCGGCGACGACGCCUGGUUCAACGCCAAAUUCAAGGCUGGCGAAGUCAUAGGCGUAGCUGAUGGCGUGGGAGGGUGGCGACACUACGGAAUCGAUCCGGGAGAGUUUUCUAGUUGCUUGAUGAAAACUUGCGAGAGGCUAGUUUCUAUGGACAAAUUCGCACCUACAGAACCAGCCGGCUUAUUAGCACGUAGUUACUACGAAUUAUUAGAAAGUAAACAAUCAAUAUUAGGUAGCAGCACUGCAUGCGUUAUAGUUCUCAAUAAAGAGACAAGCAGCAUUUACACAGCCAAUAUAGGAGAUAGUGGCUUUGUAGUCGUGCGAAGGGGGGAAGUGGUGCAUCGCUCGUCCGAGCAGCAACAUUACUUCAACACUCCCUUCCAAUUAUCGCUACCACCUCCGGGACACUCUCGCCUGGUGCUUAGCGACAGUCCAGAAUCGGCCGACACUUCAAGUUUCGGCGUCGAGGAUGGCGAUGUGAUCCUCUUAGCGACCGACGGGGUAUUUGACAAUGUGCCUGACCAGCUGCUAGUCACCGAAAUGCGAAAGAUCGAGGGUGAAAGGGACCCGACGAAAAUACAGAACGUCGCUAACUCGAUAGCCUUGAUGGCGCGCAGGUUGGCCUUCGACGGCGACUUCAUGUCUCCGUUUGCUCAAAGUGCUCAGAAGAAUGGGAUCGACGCGAUAGGUGGUAAACCGGACGACAUCACGGUGCUUUUAGCAACAGUGGCAAUAUGAUAAAACAAUAAAGAACGAGUGUACAAUAGAGCCCCGACGAUCAUUGUAUUAUAGUCCAUGUCAUUGCGCACGUGUAUUCAGUUAUACAUCGUUACUAUCCUAUUGCGCUUUAAUCAUUUAUUAUUUAAAUCGAAAUAAAUGGUUUUGUAAAAUCA
Dinoponera quadriceps is the source of this 1431-nucleotide messenger RNA. Its product is annotated as protein phosphatase PTC7 homolog. NCBI's taxonomy places the organism in Eukaryota, Metazoa, Arthropoda, Insecta, Hymenoptera, Formicidae. The transcript is spliced from 5 exons. The coding region runs from base 344 to 1276 and encodes 310 amino acids. The record is from RefSeq and is a predicted model, not a curated record.